AUGCACUUCCACGCCGUUCUCUCGUCCGCCCUCCUUGCUGCCACCGUAGUCUCCGCCAAAACGAUCAACAUCAAAGUCGGCGCCGAUGGCCUCACAUUCACGCCCAACUCGACCACCGCGGACGUUGGCGACAAGGUCGUCUUCACCUUCUACCCGCAGGACCACAACGUCGUGCAGGCGUCCUUUGCCGAGCCCUGCAAGCCCUUGGCCGGCGGCUUCUACUCGGGCUUCCAGAAAACGUCGAGCGGGCCCGCGGAGAAGGCGUUUGUUCUGACGAUCAACGACACCAGCCCGAUAUGGUACUACUGCGGUCAGGCCAAGCAUUGUGAGAGCGGGAUGGUGGGCGUUAUUAAUCCUGCCUCGACUGGAAACAAGACACUGGAAGCAUUCGCCGCUGCUGCCAAGGAGGUCAGCAAGAGCGAGAACCCGACGAGCGAGCCCGGCACCGGUGGUGUACUUGAGGACGUCUCUUCUGCCAACUCCACCAGCGGCAGCUCGUCCAGCACGGGCUCUGCGUCCGGCUCGACGUCGACGUCGACGUCGACGUCCAUGUCAGCGGCGUCUUCCAUCGUAAAGAGCCCGAUUGUGGCCGUUGUGGCUGCUGUUGCAGGUGCAGCUGCUUGGAUUCUGUGA
Rasamsonia emersonii CBS 393.64 is the source of this 633-nucleotide messenger RNA. RefSeq lists its product as uncharacterized. Bases 1 to 633 code for a protein of 210 amino acids. The transcript has 2 exons. Lineage: Eukaryota; Fungi; Ascomycota; Eurotiomycetes; Eurotiales; Trichocomaceae. The record is from RefSeq and is a predicted model, not a curated record.